Dicrocoelium dendriticum is the source of this 264-nucleotide messenger RNA. The record is from the annotation of a GenBank genome assembly. Lineage: Eukaryota; Metazoa; Platyhelminthes; Trematoda; Plagiorchiida; Dicrocoeliidae.
AUGACGGAGAUGGAAGUUGACGAUAUCAGCCAAGCGAGUGCCAACAAGAAAAGAUUUGAGAUAAAGAAAUGGUACGCAGUCGCACUAUGGGCUUGGGAUAUCGUUGUCGAUAACUGUGCUAUUUGCCGGAAUCACAUUAUGGAUUUAUCAUGCAUUUCACUUUCAUUGCAUCUCUCGCUGGCUGAAGACCAGACAAGUCUGUCCUCUAGACAAUCGAGAGUGGGAAUUCCAGAAGUACGGACAUUGAUCAAGGAUAAAUGGUAG